CUUACAUUAUACACGGAAACAAGUACAUUAAUUCUACACUAUUUUCCGUACAGUUACAUAUUAUUAAAGCAAAUGGAAAAAAUGCGAAAAGGCUUUUGUUAAAACCCUUCCAAAUACUGGACCAUCGGGGCCCUAGUGGAGGAUGCACCGGGGUGUGGACAGGGAUUUUCAGAUGUCCACACGGAGAAUGGGGACAUCUUUGUUAUUCCAGCUCUCGGCCCACGAGCGCGAGCUCGACUUGGUGUUCCUGGACCACAGCUAUGCCAAACCAUGGAAUGCCCACCCGGACGCUAGCAGUGCCCGACCCACACGCAUGCUGUUCGUAACACCCCGUCGCCAGCCUGAUUCCUCAGUGUGUAAUGUCAUCUCUUCUAGGGAAUCGGACCCCUCCAUCGAUGUAGAAACGGUCACACCUACGCCAGUGCCGUUGUAUGACAACCACAAGGCUCGUAGUGUGAUGAAAGAGUGCGAGCGCCACGUCUUAUUCGCGCGCACAGUUGCAGAUGGCCCCCCACCGCCCGAUGACUGGGAAGAACACAUCAACAAGACUGGAUGGUCACUGUCGCAAAAUAAAUUAUUCAACAAAGUGCUGAAGGCCCUGCAAGCAGAAAGGUUGGCCAGGUUGGCCAAUGAAAACGCCUCCAACGAACCAGUGCUUCGCAGGAUCGCCGUGGACAAGUGUGCGAGGAAGGUGCGACAUGCUCUAGCAAGCGUGAACUGGGACACCAAGCUAACCCAGUGGCUGCACACCACCAUGAUCGAGUCUCUCAGCCUGGCCAUGCUGGCCGCGUACCUGGACGUGCUGCAAACGCUCAAGAGCAAGCUGCCCUCCCUGAUAGACAGGAUGCUGCAGACGUCGUCGGUGAAGACGGGAGCGGCGGGUGCCGAGGCCCUGUCCCUCCUGUUGAAGAGGCCCUGGGACCCAGCCGUGGGAGUGCUGUCACACAACAAGCCGAGCAAGCUCCCAGGCUCCCCUCUCAUCCUCAUCGCUCCGUCUGGGCCCACCAACCCUGCCUUCUCCACCUCGCGCAGGAUGAGGUUCUGGCAGUCCCAGCUGUCCUGCCUGGGAAAGGUGAUCCCAGUCAACACCCAUGUGAACAGCGGGGCCAAUGUGGGCAUCACACAGUGUCUGGAACACAUGCUGGGUACUGUCAGAGCCAAAGUUAUCGAGGUCCACAGUCACUUCCCCCUCAAACCCAUCAUCCUGGUUGGCUGGAACGUGGGAGCGCUCAUUUCCUGUCACGUGUCUCUCAUGGAGUACCUGACGGCUGUGGUGUGCCUGGGCUUCCCCCUGAUGUCAGCCAGCGGACCCAGAGGGGAUGUGGACGACCCUCUGCUGGACAUGAAGACCCCGGUGCUGUUUGUGGCGGGCCAGAACGCCCUGCAGAGCAGCACGGAGGCCAUGGAGGAGUUCAGGGACAAGCUGAGGGCCGACAACAGUCUGGUGGUGGUGGGAGGAGCCGACGACAACCUCAGGAUCAACUCCACCAAGAUGAAGUCCGAAGGUCUAACGCAGACCAUGGUGGAUCGAUGCAUUCAGGACGAGAUAGCGGACUUCCUGUCGGGGGUGCUGACGCGGUCGGAGGGCCACGGGCACAGCCCGGGGGAGAUGAGAGACCUGGACACGGAGAAGAAGAAGAAGCCUCGGCGGGAGCUGCCCUUCGACCUAGAGCGGGUGCGGCCCUCCUCCCCCGCCCUGCGCGGCGUGCCCAUCUCCCCCUCAGGCUCGGAGGUCAGGCCUACCGACGCUCUCCACUCUCUCAUGGACCUGUCCAGUGUGUGUAGCAGUCCCACCUCCAGCCCCAAACCCAAGACGUCCGGCCUGUCCCCGGCACAGAAGUCCAGUCUGAUCACAGCCACUCAGCUCCUCAAAACCCACAUGCAGAGGUCCGGGACUGUGCUCACACACAAGCAGGCGCAAGCUCAGUUUGCUGCUUUUAUGAAACAAAACAUGCUUGUGAGGAAAAGCCUUCCUCCUGGCACCCCCUCCUGUGUCUUCGUGCCCGUGUCCAACGAGCAGACGGAGGGCCUUGACAGGGACGAGCUGAGGGCCCACGUGAAGAGGAGGCAGUCUCCCAGCCCCAACACCACCAAGAGCGCCAAGAGGGCCAAGAUCAAGGUGACCAUCGUGUCCCACGGAGAGACAGCAGGGGGCGCCAUCAGCUCGGCAGCACAGGAAGCGGGGGCGUCUGGGAAGCCCUUCAGCGUGAGCGUGGGCCACACGGUGUCUGGAGCCAAGGAGCUGUCGGGCCUCCUCACAGCCCAGCGGUCGGGUAGCCUCUCAGAGGGGUGUAGUGCCCUGGCCUCGGGGGCCGGCCCUUUCCACCACCUGCAGACUUGCAUGGUGUCAGGUUCCUCCUCACCAGUCCAGGCGCAAGCUCCUGUUACUGCCCAAGCUUCCGCCAGCAGCCUCCUUCAAGGCCUAAGUUUCAGCCUCCAGGAGAUCGUCACCAAGUCCCCUAGCCUGCCAUCCACAGCAGCUAACAUGGGAUGCACUCAGGCCCCCAGUGGGAAGCCCCAAGUCGUGGGCUCUUUCGGCCCAGGCAGCAGCACCUUGCUCCGGGCCCUCCCCGUGGUCUCCACCGGGGGGGUGUCCAAGACCACCGCCAUCCACCAGCUCCUCACCAACGGAGGGCUAGCCAAGCUGGCCAGCAGCCUGCCCGGCCUGGCGCACAUCUCCACCCAGAGCGCUGGUAUGUCUCGCACUGCCAAACCGCGACGGCCGCGCUGAAUAUCCACGGGGGGUCGCCCCCACCCCCUUCCCCUAGAAGGCUCUAGAAUAGCAGGCACCUGGUCAGGUUACUAUGGCUUCAGGGAAGCUAUAGGAACCAUAGGACGGCAUUCUCUAGAGGGUGCAUGUUUGUGUGUGUGUCUGGGCAGUUUUCCUCAUCUAGAUGGUGAGUCUCCACACAGGCUGAAGUGUAGCGUCUGAGGAUUCAGGUAAUGGAUGAGGAUGUUUUGAAGAGCCUCGGCCUUUUCAGUUUGAGAUGAGCCGUACAGAAAGCAACAGCUGAAAGCCUGAGCCAGACGUACGAUGCCAUGUUGACAUGAGUCACGUUAUACAUAAUGUUUAUGUACAUUAGAAGGGGACGUCUCCUAAUGGUCAAAAUGCUAAUAAGUGAAUGCGUGAAACUGUUUGGAUGCCAAAACGCUGAAUGUGUUUUCGAUAAUUGUGAAAUGAAAGGGUAUAUAAAAGAUAUAAAUAUGAUACGUCGAAUGGGAUUCGCGUCCUUGCGCGUCUGUCAUUUUGAAUACCGGCCGACUGACACAUGAAGAUUUGUGUGCCUGGUUCAGACUGCAUUUCUUUAACCAGAGCUGUCCACCAGUUUGAGCGACCUCGUUCCUGUUCGUUCUACAUUUUGUUUGCUUGUUCCUUCAUGUUAACAUCUGUUACAACCUUUUUUAUAUCACCGUCAACAAGCAAAUCCAUGACCUUAGAUGCACACGCUCUCAUUGAACAGGGUAAAUAUGUUUUGAAGUUGGGGGGGAAAAAAAACAAUAAUAAGAAACCACAGUACAGCAUGUGUUGUCCUUUUGCCUUGUCAUUGCAAUAAAGACUGCAACAAAUCCAUGCA
Hypomesus transpacificus is the source of this 3575-nucleotide messenger RNA. RefSeq names its product KAT8 regulatory NSL complex subunit 3 (gene kansl3). Gene Ontology annotation, biological process: positive regulation of transcription by RNA polymerase II. Gene Ontology annotation, cellular component: NSL complex. Lineage: Eukaryota; Metazoa; Chordata; Actinopteri; Osmeriformes; Osmeridae. The record is from RefSeq and is a predicted model, not a curated record. Bases 143 to 2731 code for a protein of 862 amino acids. The transcript is spliced from 20 exons.